Pararge aegeria (speckled wood butterfly) is the source of this 1562-nucleotide messenger RNA. It is a transcript of the gene Rbsn-5, whose product is annotated as rabenosyn-5. The record is from RefSeq and is a predicted model, not a curated record. The transcript has 6 exons. The coding region runs from base 89 to 1402 and encodes 437 amino acids. Lineage: Eukaryota; Metazoa; Arthropoda; Insecta; Lepidoptera; Nymphalidae. Gene Ontology annotation, molecular function: metal ion binding.
UAGAAUGGGUGUAUGUGUAAAAGAAAUAUUGAAAACAAAUUAAAUUAUAAUGAAAAUUACUCCGCAAGUGCAUAAGUGAUGCUCAAAAAUGGCUGCAGCUAACGAUGAAGAAAUACUAGAGGGCUUCCUUUGCCCGAUCUGCAAGGCAGACUUAAAAUCAGCGUCCCAACUUACAAGUCAUUUCGAAAGCCUCCAUCAAGAAGAACAGGAUGUAUUAAAGUCCCUAAAGGAUAUAUUUGGUAAAGCGAAGAAGGUCAUAUUGAACGCUGAUGAUACCAAUUUGAAAGAAACCUUCGAUCGUGCCUUAAAGUUUAAUUCCCAAGAGUACUAUCCGUAUGAGGAGCAGACUAUUGGUGUAUCGCGAAGUUCGAGCGAUUACUUUAAAGCGGUACGCUCAGCUAGAUUAGAGAGAUACGCGACUGAAACUAAUAAAUUAUUGAUAAGGUUAGAUAAAUUAGUGUUUAACAUGCCCAGCGAGCCUAACCAAAGGAAGCAACAUGAACAGGAAGUUGUACCAUGGUUAGAUGGAACAUCAGUGAAGUUGUGUCCCAACUGUGCUAAAGCAUUUAGUUUGACGAGGAGAAAACACCACUGCAGACUUUGUGGAUCCAUUCUAUGUCAUGACUGCUCUGUGUUUUUGGACUUGAAUGUAGCUAGAACAAUAGUUGAUCCAUCUGCACCCCAAACAUCACAGGAGCAUGAAGUAAAUGAGAAAAAUGGUUUACGUCUUUGCGAGCACUGCUACAAACUAGUACAGCUGCGUAAACAGGUGCAAGAGAACAGAAAUGCUAAAACUGGGCUUAUGACCACUUAUGAACAGAUGCGGAGUCUGAUGGACCAGGCUCAACCAGCCGUUGCUAUGUAUGAAAAGAUGUGUCAAAGUUUAUUCGACGGAGAAACAACCUAUAACCUAUCAGAUGUGAACGCAAUGCGUGGACGCAUCGGUAAGUUGGCCGAGGGUAUUGAUUUGUUGAGCAAGCAAGUUUUGGGCUUCCCCGCUGAGCCCAAUACCAGGCAGGCCAAGGUGCAACAGCAUAUUAGUCAAGCUGCAGCAUACUAUAUUAAGGACCAACUCCUAUCAUUACGAAAGUUACCAACGGAAGCGCAAAUAGAAGAGGUCAGAAGACAACGCUACGAACGCGCGCAGAAACAAAUACAAUUGGAAAGAGAGAGAGUAGAGUUGGAAAGGGAGUGGAGGAGUGAGGCCGAGUCUAGCGGUUCUCGCACCAAUGGUCCCAAGCAUGACGAUGAUAAUCCCUUGCUCGAACAGAUGAAUAUUAUAAGAGAAUACAUUAAAGAGGCAAGAAAGGAGCUUAGAUUUGAGGAGGUGGCGAUAUUAGAAACGAAUCUUAAGGAACUCAAGAAGGAAUAUCAACUUCAAAUGCUCUCAUACAAAUCCUAGUCAAUUCCAUUUCAUAUGAAUAAUAUUUUAUUUGUAAUAUAUUGUAAGCACGUUUUGUAUUUAAAGCAGUUAUAGUUAUUGUUACAACGUAAUAAUAUAAGAUAAUAUAUUUAAUACUUUCCUUCUCUUGUAAAUUGAAGAAUAAAGAGCUGAAAGUGUA